AGAGAAAUUGCAAUUAUGAAGCUGAUUGAACAUCCUCAUGUUUUAGCACUGUACGAUGUAUAUGAAAAUAAGAAAUAUUUGUACCUCAUCCUGGAGCACGUGUCUGGUGGCGAGUUGUUCGACUAUCUGGUGAAGAAAGGUCGCCUCACGCCGAAAGAAGCUAGAAAAUUUUUUAGACAAAUCAUUUCCGCCCUAGACUUUUGCCAUAGUCACUGCAUAUGCCAUCGGGACUUAAAGCCAGAAAAUUUGCUCCUGGACGACAAGAACAAUAUUAGAAUUGCUGACUUUGGCAUGGCUUCUUUACAAAUGGAAGGAGCCAUGCUAGAGACCUCGUGUGGUUCCCCUCACUACGCAUGCCCAGAAGUAAUUCGGGGAGAAAAGUAUGAUGGCCGGAGAGCUGACGUGUGGAGUUGCGGUGUUAUUUUGUAUGCUUUACUUGUGGGUGCCUUACCUUUUGAUGACGACAACCUGCGCCAGCUACUAGAGAAGGUGAAGCGUGGCGUCUUCCACAUUCCUCAUUUCGUCCCCCCUGAGUGCCAGGAACUCCUCCGCGCCAUGAUCCAAGUGUGCCCAAACAAGCGCAUGGCCUUAGUUGAUGUUACUAAGCAUUCUUGGGUAACUGCGGGGAGUAAAACUGAAUUAGAAUUAGAGCUGCCUAUGAAAGAAGUCGUUCAAACGCACGUGAUUCCUUCUUCAGACGCUAUCGAUCCCGACGUGCUCUCGAGUAUGACGUCACUGGGAUGCUUCAAAGACAAGGAGAAGUUGGUGGAGGAACUGCUUAAAUCCGAUCACAAUACGGAAAAAGUGAUUUAUUUUCUAUUGUUGGACCGGAAAAGGCGGAAACCUUGUUACGAGGACGAAACAGAAGUCAUUCUUAGAAGUAGAUCUGAAUCCGGGAAAGGAAAAUACACAGUUGAUCCCCCACGCAAGCGAGUGGAUACCUGCAACAUUAAUGGAAAUUCCCCAGCCAGGUAUCAAUUCGAAUUGCUGAGUGAUGGAUCUCCACUACAGCCAAGAAGAUAUCCGUACGGAAGAAGCAGGCGGAGUACUGGACACCUGCAUUCCGGGAGUCCAUCGAUUUCGCCAAUGAACUCCCCGAAACCCACCCCACGCACCACCCCAGACGAAAGUCCCUUGAACACGCCGCCGGGUUCACCUUGCAUCAACCAACCCUACUGGAAAUCAAGGCUCUCCACCAUCAAAAACAGCUUUCUCGGUAGUCCUAGGUUCCACAGGCGGAAACUGCAAGCUGAUGAAGUUGGACUGACGCCAGAAUCUUCUCCAGAACUCACAAAAAAAUCCUGGUUUGGAAGUCUUAUGACGUCAGAAAGGGAUGAAAGUCAUGUGAUACUAGUGAAAGAUCGUCCGCUUAGUUCUGUCAAGGGGGAUCUAAUCCAUGCCUUUCUCUCGAUUGCAGACCUGAGCCACAGCGUGUUAACGCCCAUGUCUUUCCGAGUCGAGUACAGGAGGCCAGGGGGCACGAGUGUGUUCCAGCGGAACGUCCGGUUCCACGUGGACAUUACUUCUGCUGCCGGACCUCAAGACAUACACUCUGUCGGAAGUCCGGGAGUCUAUUGCAUCAGUUUCACGCUUAUCUCAGGUCCCAUAAGAAGGUUUAAGCGAAUCUGUGAACAUAUUCAGGCUCAGAUCCUGGGGCGGCGCCCCAACGCCUCCCCAAGAAUCAGUCGCCGCCCUACGAACGAGCUCAGUGACAGUUCAUCCUGUGGAUCCGAGUCUCUUUCACCAACCCCACCAACCCUGAGGGUGUCGGACGACAUGUCAGUGGGCACACGCCCCGCCCAAGGGGGCGUGGCCAGCUCUACCGUCCUCGCCCGAUGCAAGUCGGACCAGGACCACGCGUCGGAUCUGUUCGACUGCCCGACCACGCCCAAAACUGUUUCAGCGAAUCAAAGGCGGGACGAUAAAGUGGUGAGCAACGGCAAUAGCAGGCGUGCGAACUAUGACACACUGACCAAGUCGAAAGUGUGA
This is a messenger RNA of Uloborus diversus, 1989 nucleotides long. RefSeq names its product serine/threonine kinase SAD-1-like. Gene Ontology annotation, cellular component: cytoplasm. The record is from RefSeq and is a predicted model, not a curated record. The transcript has 18 exons. Gene Ontology annotation, molecular function: protein serine/threonine kinase activity; ATP binding; tau-protein kinase activity. Gene Ontology annotation, biological process: intracellular signal transduction; protein phosphorylation; microtubule cytoskeleton organization. The coding region runs from base 16 to 1989 and encodes 657 amino acids. Lineage: Eukaryota; Metazoa; Arthropoda; Arachnida; Araneae; Uloboridae.